CAGCUGAGAGGGACCAUCUGACGGGAAGUGUUUAAUUAGCGUCCCCUGCUCCUGUCUAAGAAGGAAGGAGCUUACUCUUGAAUCCGGCGGUCAGAGGAGCACAGCGACUUGCGCAGAACUCGGCGUGAGAGACAGCUGAAGAUUUGGGAGCUGCUGAGUGACGCUUCUACUAUUGCACGCUGAUAUUUGUCUCCACCUCCUGCCUUUCAUUAUAAAUGAAGCUCACAAGAAGUGCUGGGAGAAUUCUGAACAGGGGCACUGGUGCAGCAGCAGCAGCAGCAUUUCAGCUUCGGAGAAGAAUCUGACACGUGGGGACGUGCAAGGCAUUUCAAGGAAAAAAGGCAACUCGGUUAAAAACAAAAUACAAAGAAGAUGCUCAACGCUGGGAUCUUCAUUUUAAGCUUCUGGUUCACCGUAGGGGAAGGGUACGUAGCCGGGAAGAAGCCGUAUCAGAUUCAGAACGGGCCGUGCAGCUACACGUUUCUUCUGCCCGAGCAGGAGACGUGCCCCCCAAGUAGCUAUGGCAACCAGGUGCAGAAAGACGAUCCGGAUGAAUACGAGGAGUCGCUACAGAGGCUGGAACAGCUGGAGACCAUCAUUGAGAACAACACGCAGUGGCUGCUCAAGCUGGAGAGCUACGUCCAGGAGAACCUGAGGAAAGACAGGGUCCAACUUCAGCACGACACUGUGCAAAACCAAACGGCGGCCAUGAUCGAGAUCGGUGCCAACCUCCUGAUUCAGACGGCUGAGCAGACGCGAAAGCUCACCAGUGUCGAGGCACAGGUUAUAAAUCAAACAAUGAGGCUUGAACGUCAGCUUCUUGAAAAUUCAAUCUCAACGCAUAAACUGGAAAAAGACAUGAUCCUGCAGACAAACGAAAUAACUAAACUCAGCGAUAAAAACAGCUUCCUGGAGAAGCGUGUGGAGGACAUGGAGGGCCAAAGGCAGGCGGAGCUGAAGAGUCUGCAGGAGGAGAAGGAGCAGCUGAAGAAGCUGGUGGAGGAGCAGAAGGGCACGAUAGAGGAACUGAAGCAGCAACUGCAGCGCACGUCUGAGGAUAACAGCGAACUGCGACAGCAGCAGCAUGAACUGGAGGAGACGGUCAACAAGCUCAUCCAGAGCAUCAACGUCCCCAGCUCAGAUAAACUGGCGAUGAUGCAGGACACGCCCUCGCAGUACAGUGACUGCGCUGCCAUCUUCAAGUCUGGAAACAAAGAAAGUGGAGUCUACACGCUUACAAUCCCCGACACAAAAGAACAAAUAAAGGCGUACUGCGACAUGGACACCGAGGCAGGUGGAUGGACAGUAGUGCAGAAGCGAUUCAGUGGCCUUGUUGACUUUGAUCAGACGUGGAAAGAAUACAAAAUGGGGUUCGGAGACGCUUCAAGUGAACACUGGCUGGGGAACGAGUACAUCUCCAAGCUGACGAACGAGCAGCAGUACGUGCUGCGGAUCGAGCUGACGGACUGGGACGGGAACACCGCUUUCUCGCAGUAUGAGGAAUUCUCCCUGAGCAGCGAAGAGCAGAAGUACAGGAUACACCUUAAAGGCUACAGUGGAACUGCGGGUAAAAUCAGCAGCCUUGCCCAGCCAGGAAGUGACUUCAGCACAAAGGAUGCAGACAAUGACAAAUGUGUUUGCAAGUGUUCACAGCUCACCACAGGAGGCUGGUGGUUCGACGCCUGCGGACCCUCCAAUCUCAACGGUGUAUACUAUCAGCACGGGCAGCACACCAAUCGCUUCAAUGGUAUCAAAUGGUACUACUGGAAAGGCUCUGGAUAUUCACUAAAAGCGACAACUAUGAUGAUAAGACCGGUGGGUUUCUGAGGAGCAAAUGGGGUGCAACAACGUUUUCAAAACUGAUAU
Molecule: messenger RNA, 1866 nt
Organism: Neoarius graeffei (lesser salmon catfish)
Lineage: Eukaryota; Metazoa; Chordata; Actinopteri; Siluriformes; Ariidae
Gene: angpt2a
Product: angiopoietin 2a
Exons: 9
Coding region: 373-1827 (484 amino acids)
Biological process (GO): Tie signaling pathway
Molecular function (GO): receptor tyrosine kinase binding
Source: RefSeq, a predicted model, not a curated record